Molecule: messenger RNA, 1956 nt
Organism: Eremothecium sinecaudum
Lineage: Eukaryota; Fungi; Ascomycota; Saccharomycetes; Saccharomycetales; Saccharomycetaceae
Gene: CIR2
Product: electron-transferring-flavoprotein dehydrogenase
Exons: 1
Coding region: 1-1956 (651 amino acids)
Biological process (GO): electron transport chain
Cellular component (GO): mitochondrial inner membrane
Molecular function (GO): iron-sulfur cluster binding; electron-transferring-flavoprotein dehydrogenase activity
Source: RefSeq, a predicted model, not a curated record
AUGUUAAGACUUAAUAUUAAGAGGGUAUUUACUAAUCUUAACGGUAAUGCAACAAUAGCUCGAAGAACUUUGAUCAGUAGCAUUUCACGGACUCAUGCCGCUGUGCAAUCUGUUUCUAGGGACGCAAUAUGCGUUUUAGAACCUUGCAGGUCUUUUUCUGCUUGUGCUAUUGGUAAAAGGUCGGAAGUUCCUUUUGAAAAGAUGACAGAAGAUGAGCAGAUGAUCUUAACUUCUGAACGUGAAAUUGAUAAUGUUGACGUUUGUAUUGUAGGUGGCGGGCCAGCAGGUUUAGCAACAGCUAUACGUUUAAAACAGCUGGAUAACGAGCAUGGAACUGGGGAGCUAAGAGUUGUAGUACUUGAGAAGGGUUCCGAAAUAGGAUCUCACAUUGUAUCUGGAGUUAUUCUAGAAAACACAGCUUUGAAGGAGCUAUUUCCUGAUAGCGAGUACUAUGAUGGAGAUAUGCAUGAUAUUCCUUUACCUCAUGACUUGGUCACUAAGGUGGAAUCCGAAGAAAUGAGGUAUUUGAUUGGUAAUGUUGCAAUCCCUGUACCUGAACCACCGGAGAUGGUUAACAAAGGCAAGAAUUAUAUUGCUUCAUUAUCCCAGGUUGCAAGAUGGCUUGGCGAGAAAGCUGAGGAACUAGGAGUCGAGGUUUAUCCUGGUACCGCAGUGUCCGAAGUCAUUUAUUCUGAAGAUGGUGCUGCCGUGCGUGGUGUCGCUACUAAGGAUAUGGGUAUAUCCAAAUCAGGUAGACCAAAGGAUCAGUUUGAAAGAGGUAUGGAAUUUCAUGCUAGACAAACAAUUUUUGCGGAGGGCUGCCAUGGAUCACUGACGAAACAGGUGAUUAAGAAAUUUGGUUUAAGAGAUGGUAGAGACAAUCAAACUUACGGUUUAGGUAUAAAGGAAGUUUGGGAGGUUAAACCUGAGAAUUUUAAAAAGGGAUUUGUUUCCCAUACAGUAGGUUAUCCCCUAUCGAAUGAUUUGUACGGAGGUGGCUUCCAGUAUCAUUUUGGAAACAACCUUGUAACUGUUGGGAUAGUUGUUGGGUUGGAUUAUAAAAACCCUUGGGUAUCACCUUACCAAGAGUUCCAAAAAAUGAAGCAUCAUCAAUAUUACGCUAAGGUUUUAGAAGGCGGUAAAUGUGUUGCAUAUGGUGCCCGUGCCUUGAAUGAGGGUGGGUUGCAGUCUGUUCCAAAGUUGCAUUUCCCCGGUGGUUGUUUGGUCGGUGCAUCCGCAGGUUUCAUGAAUGUGCCUAAGAUUAAAGGUACUCAUACUGCGAUGAAGACUGGUAUGUUAGCGGCCGAAGAGUUGUUUCCUAUUUUAUCCAAGUUGCCUGCAUUAGGAUCAGAAGAAGCAGACGGAACAGUUGAGAAACCAAUAGAUCUGGCAUCUUAUGAGAAGGCCUUCAAAGAGUCGUGGGUCUAUAAGGAAUUAUGGAGAGUUCGUAAUGUUAGACCUUCUUUUGGUAGUAAACUUGGAUCAAUGGGUGGGCUCGCAUAUAGCGCUUUGGAUACCUUUAUUUUGAGAGGCCGCGGUGGAUGGACUUUCCGUCAUCACGAAUCAGAUGCUUAUAUCACUAAACCAGCAUCCGAAUAUAAGAAGAUAGAAUAUCCAUCACCUGAUGGGAAGCUAUCAUUUGAUAUUCUAACAUCAGUGUCAAGAACAGGUACUUAUCACGAUGAAGAUGAAAAGUGUCAUUUGAGGGUCCCAGAACAGGAUAUGGUAAAGCAUACAGGAAUUGCGUAUCCUAAAUGGCAAGGUGUGGAAUCAAGGUUUUGUCCUGCCGGGGUCUACGAGUAUGUUGAAGACGAAACGUCUCCCUUAAAGGUUAGGUUCCAAAUAAACUCGCAAAACUGUAUACAUUGCAAAACUUGUGAUAUUAAGUCCCCAACCCAAGACAUAAAUUGGGAAGUCCCUGAAGGUUCCACUGGACCCAAGUACAGUUUGACCUGA